This is a messenger RNA of Anopheles maculipalpis, 3615 nucleotides long. RefSeq names its product symplekin (gene Sym). NCBI's taxonomy places the organism in Eukaryota, Metazoa, Arthropoda, Insecta, Diptera, Culicidae. The record is from RefSeq and is a predicted model, not a curated record. Gene Ontology annotation, cellular component: mRNA cleavage and polyadenylation specificity factor complex. Bases 37 to 3615 code for a protein of 1192 amino acids. The transcript has 4 exons.
ACGUGUGCUUUGCGGCACUCGGGAUACCACCACACCAUGGAGAACCUACUGCGCGGAUCGUCCAGCUUCAGCGAAGCGGCAAUGCUAUUUACCGACGAAAAGAUAGCCAACGCAAGAAGCAAGAUCGUUGAAGCACUGAACGAAACGCAAACAGCAAACGUCCAGCAAAGGUGUGAGAUAAUUGCAAAAGUGCAGGAACUACUGCUGCACACGGACGUGGAACUGUUGAAUGAAUUUCUCGAAAACGUACUAGUCCACGCGCACGAUUCCUCCGGCGAUGUGCGGAAAGCGAUUGCCGGUUUUAUAGAGGAAGUGUGCAAACAACACAUCGCACUGCUUCCGAAGGUGGUUGGCACACUGUUCUCCCUGCUGCGUGACACAAUUCCGAACGUGACGAAGCGCGUCAUUCAGGGCUGUGGAUCGAUCUACCGGCUGGCGAUACAGUGGAUCUGCCAGCUGGACGAUAUCCCGGAAGAGGUGGAACAAGCGUGGAAUACGCUGUGUUUGAUGAAGAUUUCCAUCCUGGAUAUGAUCGAUGACGAUAACGAUGGAAUUCGGACGAAUGCGAUCAAGUUUCUCGAGGGAGUAGUGAUACUACAAACGUACCCCGAUGAGGAUAGUGUGAAGCGUGCUAACGAUUUUUCACUCGCCGAUGUACCGCUCACGAUGAAACAGAUCCGCCGCCGUAAGCUGGAGGAUGAAGCGACCAAUAUUUUUGAGCUGCUGUUACAGUUUCACGGUGCGUCACACAUAUCGUCGGUUAAUCUGAUCGCCUGUACCGGAACGCUGUGUACCAUCGCCAAGCUGCGUCCAACGACAAUGACACGCGUGGUAGAAGCACUGAAGCACUUACACUCCAAUUUACCUCCAACGCUAACCAACUCACAGGUUAGCUCGGUGCGCAAGAACUUAAAGAUGCAGUUCCUGAAUCUGCUCAAACAUCCGGCCUGUUUCGAACAUCAGGCAACAAUCGCACAGAUACUGGUCGAUCUGGGCGCAUCGAAUGGUGAGAUAACGCGAGCAAUUCCAAAGAUGGACAAAAAGGAACAGCAACGACGUGCGAAACGGGCGCUGGAAAACUCGAUGGCAUCGCAGCUGGCAGCUAAGCGUGUGAAGAUGGACGGACAGAUGCGUAAGGAAAAGGACGACGGGUCGGCUGAUGGGCGUGAUCAACCGCGCACCAUGGAGAUCGAUUAUGAUGAGCUAAAUGAGCAGAAAACCCGUUCAAACAGACUGAAUGAGCAGUUUUUGCUGGAUGUGCUACCGAAAACGGAGCUGAUCGCUCAGCUGGUCAUUACAAAUAUGGACAAACUUUCCGACCAAGUGCUCCAAAGCGCCAAACCAACUACAGUACUUUCGGUCGAGCAAUACAUUCAGAAAAUCGCACACACGUUGGCUGUUCAGAUGAGUGAGGUAAAGGCUGGUCCGGGUGCAUCUGCCUUCACGAAAGACCCACCGAUGAAGGUCCGGAUAAGCGAUGAGGAAGAGAAGAACAUUAUUCUCUCGGGCAAACGGAAACCGGAUGAUUCAUCUGCAGAACGAUCAACGACACCGACCACCACCGAUCAGGCGGAUGAUGAACUGCCGGAAGGGGCGGGCGAUGAGGAGGAAGAUGAUGAGGCACUUUCCGAAGAAGAUCGCCGGAAGUUGGAGGCAACACGUAAGCUAAGGGAAACGCUGGAACGUGUCAAAGGUGGUACGGCGGGUGGCAGUGAACCGAAGCAAAGACAGCGCAUAAAACAGCUAAAACUGCAGGAAAUCACCAAACCUCUCCCGAAAGCUACCAAGGAAACGUUCCUGAUCGAUGCGGUAAUGAGGAUACUGAAGGCAGAACGGCAAGCUCUGAUCGGUGGAGUCAGUACACAGAGGCAGCGCAUUAUUACCGCUUUUGGGUCAUCUUUCGUAAAUCCCGUCCGGGAAGUCAUCAUAGAACACAUACUCGAGGAUCUACCCAAACGUAUCGAUCUCGCUUUCUCGUGGAUUUUUGAAGAGUACGGUCUGAUGCAGGGCUUUACCCGGUACACACACGUGAAGCACGAUAAUGGCCCACAGUACCCAUACACCCAGCUGCUGAUGCGUCUCGCAACGAACGUAAUCGAUCGUCCGAAGGAAACGUUCCGCCAGAAGGAAUCGCUCCUAAAGCGACUCUAUCUAGAAGCGCCCAUGCUACCACAGGAAAUGUUCGACACGUUGGUGCGCAUGUGUGAGCUAGAAGAGCUAGCGGACUGUGGAAUGCAGAUCGUGAAGGAUUUGCUUAUCCGUCGACCACCAAAGGAACGGCAAUAUUUGAACGUUCUGCUCAAGUAUUCGUACAACGAAAAUGGGACGAUCCGCGAGAAAGCGAUCGAGUACGUAAUGAACGUGUUUGCCGUCCAUCGCAUUAUGACGGAAGAGAUCGAAAAGAAUGCGCUCGCUUGGUUGGCCUAUCUGGAACAGGAAAACCCGGCGGAAUCGAUGUUUACGGUCGAAUAUGGACGGGCAGAACAUCCACGCACCUGGACGGAAGAGCUGGCCAAAGUGUGUCUCGGACUGUUCCUGGAGGUGAUGGUGUACGAUCAAACGCUGCUGAUGCGCUUUUCGGAGGUUUACAUUAAGGCGACGUCGGAGAUGAAGCGUGCCGUGAUACGAGCGAUCGAGGGCCCGAUACGGAAGAUUGGUUCGGAGAGCGAGGAACUGCUGCGAUUGAUCGAACAGUGUCCGAAGGGUUCGGAAACGAUCAUUAUACGUAUUAUUUACAUACUUACGGAAAAAUCUCUUCCAUCGCCGGAUCUUGUCGAUCGGGUUCGUACCCUUCACCAAACGAAGGUAUCCGACGUACGGUUGCUCAUUCCGGUCAUAAAUGGAUUGACGAAGACGGAAAUUCUUAACGCACUGCCGAAACUCAUCAAACUGAAUCCGGGCGUUGUAAAGGAAGUUUUCAAUCGACUGCUUGGGAUUGGUGUCGAGUAUGGGACGGCUGACUUGCCGCUAAACCCUGUCGAACUGCUCGUAGUGCUGCACACAAUCGAAACGAGCAAGGUAGAGCUUAAGUUUAUCGUGAAAGCAACCUCCCUGUGCCUGGCCGAGAAGGAAGUGUACACGCACGAUGUGUUGGGCAAUGUAAUGCAGCAGCUAGUGGAGAUUACACCCCUGCCAACGCUCCUCAUGCGAACGGUCAUUCAGUCACUUACGCUACACCCGAGGCUGUCCGGCUUUGUGACGAAUCUGCUGCAACGGCUCAUUCUUAAGCAGGUCUGGAAGCAGAAGGUCGUCUGGGACGGAUUUCUCAAGUGUGCCCAGCGGCUAACGCCACAAAGUCUAGGGGUGUUGAUACAGUUGCCAGCCCAGCAGCUACAGGACGCGAUUACGAUUUGUCCCGAGUUUCGUGAACCGAUGCUGGAACAUGCGCGAGAAAUUAUGGAACAUCAGAUUGGGCAUGUGUCGCAGCAGGUGAUGGAUGUGUUGCUUGGUAUAUCCCCUUACUCGAACGCGGAAUCGUCUGAUCUACAGAUUGUGAGCAACUACAGUGAAGAAACGCCGAUGUCCUCACAUAUGCCAGUUAAAAUAAAGCUCGAGAAAGACACUGACCCUCCGGCAGUUACUCCGACACCAGCAACAACACAAGGCAAAGAAUAA